GUCUGCGGUUCAGCGGCAGGAGGGUUAUGAAUUUUUUUGCGUGCUCCCGUUUAUAUUAAAUUUAGUUUUUACGGUCUCGCUUGGUUUGCUUGGUCUGGGCAAGCUACGUUGCAUUGGACUGGAGGAGAAAAAACAUUGCACUGGAGAAGUGGAUUUAAAUUUUUUUUAUUCCAUUGUUUUUCCAAAUUCAAGAAAAGUCAGCUUCCAGCAUGGAUUCCAUUGAGGAAUAUGAUGCCAAUGACUACUAUGAUGACAACGAUACCAUGUGUGACUAUUCCGAGUGGGAGCCCUCCUACUCCCUCAUCCCGGUGCUGUACAUGCUCAUCUUCAUCCUGGGUCUCUCGGGCAACGGCGUGGUCAUCUUCACCGUCUGGAAGUCCAAAUCCAAGCGCCGGGCAGCCGACGUCUACAUCGGCAACCUGGCCCUGGCCGACCUGACCUUCGUGGUGACGCUGCCACUGUGGGCAGUCUACACGGCGCUGGGCUACCACUGGCCCUUCGGCGCGGCCCUGUGCAAGGUGAGCAGCUACGUGGUGCUGGUCAACAUGUACGCCAGCGUCUUCUGCCUCACCUGCCUGAGCUUCGACCGCUACCUGGCCAUCGUUCACUCCCUGUCCAGCAGCCGGCUGCGGUCCCGCAGCACCAUGCUGGCCUCGCUGGGCGCCAUCUGGCUGCUGUCCUGCCUGCUGGCCGUGCCCACGCUGCUGUUCCGCACCACCGUGCAGGACCCCAACAGCAACCGCACCACCUGCGGCAUGGACUUCAGCCUGGUGUCGCCCAGCCAGCAGCACGAGUCGCUGUGGAUCGCCGGGCUCAGCCUCUCCUCCUCGGCACUGGGCUUCCUGCUGCCCUUCCUGGCCAUGACCGUCUUCUACUGCUUCAUCGGCUGCACCGUCACCCGCCACUUCAACAACCUGCGCAAGGAGGACCAGAAGAAGCGGCGUCUGCUGAAGAUCAUCACCACCCUGGUGGUGGUCUUCGCAAUCUGCUGGACGCCCUUCCACGUGCUGAAGAGCAUGGACGCCCUCUCCUACCUGGACCUGGCGCCCAGCACCUGCGACUUCCUGCGCUUCCUGCUCCUGGCCCACCCCUACGCCACCUGCCUGGCCUACGUCAACAGCUGCCUCAACCCCUUCCUCUACGCCUUCUUCGACCUGCGCUUCCGCUCCCAGUGCCUCUGCCUGCUCAACCUGAAGAAGGCCAUGCACGGCCAGAUGAGCUCCAUGUCCUCCACCCUCAGCGCCCAGACGCAGAAGUCCGAGGUGCAGUCGCUGGCCACCAAGGUGUGAGGGGGGGCAGCGUGGGGAGGGCAAGAAGGGGUGGCCCCCCGCAAGCUCGACCCAGGCUGCCGCCCACCUUCCGUCAGGUAAAGGAGGGACUUUUGAAGGGACUUUUUUUUUUUUUUUUUACAUGUGUGGAGAUGGAAGACAGCAACUUAAGGACCCGUGAGGUGAAAUGAACUGAGCUGAAAUUUUUUGCAUGUGUGUAGAUAGGUGUGCAAACGUCCCAUUAACAAUGCAACUGAUGCUAAUGGGGAGAGGGGGUGGGGGAGCGUUGGGGUUAGCCUGGGGGACGCACCGUGCUGGAGACCCCUACACUCCCUCAAUGCUCGGACCCUCUUGAGGUGACCCCCCCCUUUCUCCCCCCUUUCUCCUCACGUUCCAAGAGCUGGGGCCAGCUGGCUGAGCCCAUAGCUGCUGAUAGCUGUGCAUACCUUUUUGACAGAGGUAAACAAUUUUUUUUUCCUUGAAAGAAAGGACUUUUAUUUCCUUGCUUCUCUCUUCAGAUGUUUUAAAAGACGGACAGUGGUGAAACUGCAGG
Megalops cyprinoides (Indo-Pacific tarpon) is the source of this 1821-nucleotide messenger RNA. Its product is annotated as apelin receptor A. Gene Ontology annotation, molecular function: G protein-coupled receptor activity. Gene Ontology annotation, biological process: immune response; G protein-coupled receptor signaling pathway. The record is from RefSeq and is a predicted model, not a curated record. NCBI's taxonomy places the organism in Eukaryota, Metazoa, Chordata, Actinopteri, Elopiformes, Megalopidae. The transcript has a single exon. Gene Ontology annotation, cellular component: membrane. Bases 210 to 1289 code for a protein of 359 amino acids.